This is a messenger RNA of Dunckerocampus dactyliophorus (ringed pipefish), 3378 nucleotides long. RefSeq names its product 5'-nucleotidase domain containing 2 (gene nt5dc2). The transcript has 14 exons. Bases 81 to 1895 code for a protein of 604 amino acids. Lineage: Eukaryota; Metazoa; Chordata; Actinopteri; Syngnathiformes; Syngnathidae. The record is from RefSeq and is a predicted model, not a curated record. Gene Ontology annotation, molecular function: 5'-nucleotidase activity.
UUGACGUGCGGGUAUAUUUUACUUCGCCUGUUGUUGACCUACAUUUUGAGCAAUCCUUGGCAAGUUAGCGUAGGCAAACAAUGUCUUGUAAACUAGUCACCACGUCGUUCACCCGCACACUAUGGACCGGAGGAAACAGAUUCCCUCUUCUUACAAGAUCGACAAAACUAAACCGCGUGUGUAUCACGCACGGCGUGUGCACUGGGCAAACCCUGCAGGGCCACGACGGCACAAAAGAAUCAAGUUGCUUCAGCGGGCGGAGUGGCGACGUGCCACAGUGCAGCGAGCCGCCCCUCAGAGCCACCACUACGGCCAGACAGCUACCAGAGGAGCCCGCUGGCGUUCCGGGUGUGACUGGCGUAAGAAAACGCUCAUACACGUCCAACGCAGCGCCACUGGAUCAAAAGUCUUACCUGUGGGCUCGUUAUAAUGAGCUGAAACGUAUGGUUCACGAGCUUAUUCCACCGGGCGCGUGCAAGUCCCUAAACUCGUCCACUAUCUACUCCAACAAUGAGGUCAGCUUGGCUGAAGUGGACAUCUACGGCUUCGACUACGACUACACGCUGGCUCUGUAUUCUAAUGCUCUCAACACAAUGAUUUACAACACAGCCAGGGACUUCCUCGUUGAACACUUCAAGUACCCUGAGGGUAUCCUCAAUUAUGACUACAUUCCCAACUUUGCAGCACGGGGGCUUCACUACGAUAUUCAAAAGGGUCUCCUGAUGAAGAUUGACGCUUUCCAUUACAUUCAGACAGGAACAGUAUACAGGGGUCUGAAGCCAGUCCCAGAUGAGGAGGUCCUCAAGCUCUAUGGGGGAAGUUACCACAUCCCUCUGCAGCAGGAUAGUGGCUUCUAUGGAAAGGGCCCUAAGGUGAAACAGUUCAUGGACAUCUUCUCUAUCCCUGAGAUGACGCUUUUGGCUGCGGCAAAUGAUUUCUUCAUAACCAACGACAUUGAUUAUGAUCCAGUUCAUCUUUCCAAAGAUGUCUCUGAAGCGAUUGGCAUGGUCCACCUCAAAGGCUUCAUGUACAAGUGGAUCAUGCAAGACCUCGGCAAGUACAUCCUCAGAGGGGAAGAGACAGAGGCAGUUUUGCACCGACUCGUCAGUCAUGGAAAGAAACUCUUCCUCAUUACCAACAGUCCCUUCAGCUUUGUGGAUAAAGGAAUGACGCACAUGGUGGGAAACAAGUGGAGGGACUUCUUUGACGUCAUCAUUGUGCAGGCAGACAAACCGCACUUCUUCACAGACUGUAUCAAGCCCUUCAGACGCCUCGAUGGGAACGGAGACCUUCGGUGGGAAAAAAUUAACAGUUUGGACAAAGGGCACAUCUACAAACAGGGAAACCUGUUUGACUUUCUCAGGUUGACUGGCUGGCGAGGGUCAAAGGUUCUUUACUUCGGAGACCAUCUCUAUAGUGACUUGGCUGACCUGAUGCUGCGACAUGGCUGGCGUACAGCUGCCAUCGUACCUGAACUGGAACAUGAAACCAAGGUUGUAAGCACAGAGCGGUAUGCCCUUAGCCUCACGUGGCUGCAGGCCCUCACCGGUCUGAUGGAGCGGUUACAGAUGCACCGUGAUGCCGAGUCGAAACAGGUGUUUGAGGAAUGGCAGAAGGAGCGAGAGGAACUCAGGGUAAUGACAAAGAACUUGUUCAACCCUCAGUUCGGCAGCAUCUUCAGAACGUGCCACAACCCCACGUACUUCUCCAGACGCCUAUCUCGCUUCUCAGAUGUCUACAUGGCCUCCCUCAGCUGCCUUUUGAACUACGAUCUCUCGCACACCUUUUACCCACGUCGAACCCCUCUGCAGCAUGAGGCGCCGCUGUGGAUGGAUCAGCUCUGCACCGGCUGUAUGAAAACACCUUUUCUGGAGGAGAUGUCCCACAUACGAUGAGUUCCGCUGCACAGAUAGGUUUCACUUCUUGCGCUUUGUGCAUACUUGAUUGCCUUAUAUGACAUGGAUAUGUUUGGGUGAAGGAAGGUGGUACAAAACGGUGCAUAGUGACCAGCAUAGCUAACGAAGUACAUGAAACAGCUUGCAGAAAGCAUAGUAUCUGGGCUGCCAUUUACUUCUUAAAAUGUUUUAACGUAAAUACGCACAAUUAGCUUUUAUACUUUGUGGAAAUGAGAUAGCUGUGCAGACAUUGCAUGUGCAAUUCACUCUUUCAACCGAAGCAGCCUGUUACCUCUAUAAUCUGACUCGUACAUGAAGGAAUGCACAUGGAGGAUAUAGCUUUUAGCGUCAUUUAUUGAUCAGAAAUAUCAAUAGUCAUGCAAGUGUAUUUCUGUGGUCAAUCAACGCUCUUGGUACGCUUGUUCCGUUUUAAGUCUAUUCGGGUGUGUAAUUACUCAGUAGGUAGAGUAGCAACUCGAUGUAUCAACAGCUGAUACAAGACUAUCAGCUGUUGAUCCAAAUCUGUAGCACAGAUGGUUUUCUAGACAGAUUGUAUGUAUAAGUGUUUGCCCCCUUUCUGAUUUCUUCUUUUUUUGCAUGUCUGUCACAUUUCAAUGUUUCAGAUUAUCCCAAAAAUGUAAAUAUUAGUCGAUGACAACACAACUGAACACAGAUGCAGUUUAAAUGAAACUUUUAUUAUUAAGUGAGUAAAAAAAUCCAAACCUACAUGGACCAGUGUGGGGAAAAAGUCAAAACGGCCAUUUCUAAAGCUUCGUGAGUCCAGCGCACCACAGUGAGAGCCAUUAUCCACAAACGAAAAAUCACGGAACAGAGGUGAACCUUGCCAUGAGUGGCCAGCCAACCAAAAUUACCCCAAGAGUGCAGCGACGACUCACCCAAGAUGUCACAAAAGACCCCACAACAACAUGCAAAAAACACACUUGCCUCAGUUAAGGUUCAUGACUCCACCAUAAGAAAGACACUGGGCAAGAACGCCCUGCGUGGCAGAGUUCCAAGACGAAAACCACUGCUGAGCAAAAACAACAUCUCAAUUUUGCCUGAAAACAUCUUGAUGAUCCCCAAAACCGUUAUCCUUGACUAAUAUUUACAUUUGUAGGAUGAUCUGAAACAUUUAAGUGUGACAAACAUGCAAAAAAAGUAAGAAAUCAGGAAGGGGGGUAACACUUUUUCACACCGCUGCUGUUCUCUAUCUUGUAGGUUUCCCAGCCAUGUUUAUAAGCACCUUUUUGAUGUCAGCUGCAAGGAGUAAGUGUUACACGUAAUGCAUUAUUACAUUCGGUAAGGCUUUUAAGGCCACAAUUAUGCAAUUAUGCACUCUGUCCAUUGCUAUGUGUGUCACAAAUGCAAUCAGAUUCCAAAGUUAUCUUCCACAGUAUUUAGUCUAUGUGAGUAGCAAAUGUUGUCAAUGGCAGUGCAGCUCAUCUCUUGAAUGUAUGUUUCAAUAAACACAAUUUUACUGUAA